CAUCACGCCGUUACACAGCAUGGAGUUGGUACAGGAACCCCUGACAUUUCACGAUGUGGCCGUGGACUUCACCUGGGAGGAGUGGCAGCUCCUGGACCCCGAGCAGAAGGACCUGUACACGGAUGUGAUGUUGGAGACCUACAGCCACCUGGUGUCAGUGGGUUGUGAGGCCAGCAAACCAGACGUACUCUCCAAGUUGGAUCACGGAGAAGCACCAUGGACAGUGGCAGGUAAAAUCCACUGUGGAACCCAUUCAGAAAUCUGUAAACAUGAUCAUCUGCCAGAACACUUACAAAAUGAAAGCCUAGAACAAUGGCAUAAAUUUAACACAUGUGAAAAUACUAGAAGAAACUAUGAAAUCACCUUACCUAUUGAGCUUUCUGAAGUUGGAAAAUCCUUUCUCCAAGCCAACAGUGAAAAGUUUCAGGCUGAAGUGAAAUUUCAGGAAAGCCAAAAACUCAUCAGCACUAAGUCCCAACUCAUCAAACCUCAGAAAAGAGAGAAGGCUCACGUAAUGGGUGACUGUGGGAAAGCCUUCAAAAAGAGGAUUUGUCUCAUUGAUCAUCACAUCACUCAUACAGGUGAGAAGCCACGUCAGUGUAGUGAAUACGGGAAAGCGUUCACAAUCUUCAUGCUCACUGAACAGCAGAGAACACACACAAGAGAGAAACCCUUCUUCGUAUGCAGUAACUGUGGAAAAGGCUUCCUCCAGAAUCGCGACCUCAUUGUACACAGGCGAAUUCACAGAGGGCCAAAACCAUGUAUAUGCAACGAAUGUGGAAAAGGCUUCGUGAAUAAGAGCAAUCUCACUGUACACAGGCGAAUUCACACCGGGGAGAAGCCUUAUAUAUGCAACGAAUGUGGAAAAGGCUUCAUCCAGAAGGGCGAUCUCAUAGCACAUCAGAGAUUUCACACAGGAAAGACGCCCUUUGUGUGCAAUGAGUGUGGAAAAUUCUUUUCCCGGCCCUUUGGUCUCAUUAAACAUCAAAGAAUUCACACUGGAGAGAGACCCUAUUCCUGCGGCACGUGUGGGCAAGCUUUUGCCUACAUGCCGACCCUUGUGAGACAUGAGAAAAAACACCUAAGAAGAAAACAUGGUAGUUCAGUCAAGGCGACAUGUCCUGGCUCAGAGAGUCCCAGCUCAUCACAGACCAGUGUUGUCCUGCAGGAGAUAAACCUUAUUAAUACAGUGACUAUGCAGGUACCUACUGUGGUCCCUCAGACAGUAUUAAACAUGAGUGGGCCUCUAGCAAACAGGAAUGUAGUCAUCGUGGCCCAGCCUGUGGCCAGAGGUGCGCCCUUGGGAGGACUUGCACAGGACAGCAACCUUCUGAAUGCAGUGAAUGUGGUCUCACCGUCAGUGAUCAAUUACGUGUUACUUUAUGUCACAGGAAACAAAUAG
Molecule: messenger RNA, 1402 nt
Organism: Myotis lucifugus (little brown bat)
Lineage: Eukaryota; Metazoa; Chordata; Mammalia; Chiroptera; Vespertilionidae
Product: zinc finger protein 350-like
Exons: 4
Coding region: 20-1402 (460 amino acids)
Biological process (GO): regulation of DNA-templated transcription
Source: RefSeq, a predicted model, not a curated record